GGCUGGGGUAGUCUCGAGAUCUUCUUAUCCGCUGGCCGGUGCCUGGAUUGCACAGACCCCUUUUAAAUAGUUUGUUUUGAACCCAAGCCGUCUGUGGCGUCGUACACCCACAAAUAUAAUAUGGUAAGGUGAGGGGUAUUACACCACAAUAUGGCGACCCACAGCUUGUCACAGGAAAGUUCCGUAAAGCCAAGAAGCUAUUGACAGAGGCGCUUUGUGAGGCUUUCCAGCUGAGAGGACGAGGUCGGGAGUGACGGGUUAAGCUGUACAUAAAAGGUUGGGACCUUCCUCCAAACAAACAGGACACUCUUCAUUUUACAAACCAGCUCUUUCUCUCAUUCGUACAAAAUACCCCCUCUCGUCCUCCAGUUAUACUAGAAACUAUGUCUGCCGAUAAAGCCCCCGCAGAUAAGCUUCCUCUUGCUAUCCGCAAAAAUGUGCGCGAUAGCUGGGAGAACAAGAAGCCAGAACUCGAAGCCCAGCUUCUAACCCUGCUCGGGGAAGCCUGGACGUUCGACGUCAACCCACUCGCCAUCUAUCCCUACGCAGAGGAGGGGUCUUACGGACACAGUUCCCUCGGCGACUGCAUUUAUGCCUACAUCGACGGGUUCAUUUACCAGUUGAAGUACUUCCUUUCCCAGCACGGCGAGGAAGGCAAGACCGAGCUUAACACCGUCGCCCCAACCCACACCAUUACCCUCGUUGCAUCACCCAAGUUCAGCUACUGCGGCACCGACAUCGAAGAGGGCAAACUGCGCCUCCUCUUCAACCCCACCUGCCUCGGUACUAACAUCGACCAAGCGGGCCAGAAGCUCGCUGAGACUCUCUCUGCCGCCCCACAACCCGAGGGCGCCUCGCCACUUAGCUAUACCGCACGCAACUCCAUCAAGACCAACUACGACGAGAAGAUUGGUUCCUACCUCGAGCAGGCGCGCAAGGCACUGCAAAAUGAGAAGUUCGCGUUUGACCCUUCUUGGGAGCAGCUGGCUGCUGGCCUGAAAGGGGGAAAGGACGUGAGAGACGAUUGGGAGACGAACCUUGGCAACUUCGCGACAAGCUACUUCGAAGGUUUCGUCAGUGCACUUACUUACCAGAAGUUUCACGAGGACGAGAUGCUGAGAGAGGGGCUAGAGGAGGCGGCGCCAAAUGGAGUUCUCAAGCUAAGAAUCGUCGACAAGUUGACGACUGGCCAGUCGAGCUAUAACGAGAUCACCCUGGACAAUGGGGAUUUGGUCAUUCAGACCACCCCUAGCUACUUUGGCACAAAUGUCCAUGAUGCUGCUAGCAAGCUCAUGGAUAUCCUAUAAACUGUCACAUAUGUUGCUCUGCUCUAUAGCCUUUUUAGAUGACCACUAUUUAUGCCGUAGAAUAGGCUAGUUUCUGUAGGUAGAGAAAUGAGCAUAGGAUAACCUUCUGGUAGAAUAUUAAGAUUACAGUAUAAGCUAGAGUAGGCCAUCAAACGCGACCAGGAUAG
Pseudogymnoascus verrucosus is the source of this 1474-nucleotide messenger RNA. RefSeq lists its product as uncharacterized. The coding region runs from base 384 to 1307 and encodes 307 amino acids. The record is from RefSeq and is a predicted model, not a curated record. NCBI's taxonomy places the organism in Eukaryota, Fungi, Ascomycota, Leotiomycetes, Thelebolales, Thelebolaceae. The transcript is spliced from 4 exons.